AUGAUGAAUCAAACAGUAAUAAUGGAAUUCUUGCUUCUGAGAUUUACUGAGAACCAGUUGCUAUUGAGGCUACAUGCUGUGUUCCUCUUACUGAUCUACCUACUGGCCAUAGUGGAGAAUUUAAUUAUCAUCCUCCUCACAAUUCUUGACCAACACCUCCACACUCCAAUGUACUUUUUCCUAAGGCACUUACCCUUCUUAGAUAUGUGUCUCAUUUCUGCCACAGUCCCCAAAUCCAUCCUCAACUCCAUCGCCUUCACUGACUCCAUCUCUUUUCUGGGAUGUGUGUUACAGGUCUUCCUUGAGAUACUAAUGUCUGGGUCCGAGAUUAGCAUUCUCACUGCAAUGUCCUAUGACCACUAUAUUGCCAUCUGUCGCCCUCUUCAUUAUGAGGCUGUUAUGAGCAAAGAGGUCUGUGUCCAGCUGGUGUUAGUCUCCUGGCUCAGUGGAGGGGUCUUUGGAGUCUUGUACUCAGCUGGGACAUUCUCUUUAAAUUUUUGUGGGUCCACUAAGAUACAUCAGUUAUUUUGUGAUGUGCCCGCCCUACUGAAGCUCACUUGUUCUGUGGAACAUGCAACUAUUAAUGUCAGUGUGGUCAUUGGGGUCUGUUAUGGAUUUUCAUGUUUAGUUUGCAUUGUGGUCUCUUAUGUACAUGUUUUCUCUACCGUGUUAAAGAUCCCAACCAGACAGAAGCAGGGCAAAGCCUUUUCCACCUGCUUACCUCACCUCUUUGUAGUGAGUACAUUCCUUCUAACAGGUGCUAUUGCUUAUUUAAAGCCAAACUCUGAUGAACCUUCUCUUCCUGACUUGUUCGUGUCUAUGUUCUAUUCUGUGGUACCCCCAACCUUGAACCCUGUUAUCUACUGUCUGAGGAGAAAAGAUAUUAAAUUAGCUCUUGUUAAAGUCCUAUGGAGAUUAGCUGAUUAUUUUACAGGAAAAUUAAACAUAUGGGCUUCCACCGUGAGCCAAAUGCCAGAGGAUAUUCAACAUGGUAAAACAAGUAGGGGAUUAAGAAGAUUACAAGUAGUUGCCAUUUCAGACAACAAAUUUGGGAAACUCAUAUGUGGAGAUAGUGAUUUGGGACAGCAUAACUUGAAGAGCAUACCAGCAGAAAGGGUUGUGGGAGCAGAGUUGGUGCUGUCUCAUCUUGUGAGAGCCCACUGGCCCUCAGAAGAGGCUGCAGUCCUUCAAGUUGUUCUUGAUGAUGAAGCUGGUGAGAGCAUCAAACACCAACUGCAUGUUCUUGGUGUCAGUAGUCCAGGUGAGGUGUGUAUAGAUCACCUUGGUAUCCUUGCACUUGUUCAGUUCCUCAGACUUAUUCUGGAUGUAGCUGCCUGCUUAGUCAUACUUGUUGGCCCCUAG
This is a messenger RNA of Leptonychotes weddellii (Weddell seal), 1362 nucleotides long. The record is from RefSeq and is a predicted model, not a curated record. NCBI's taxonomy places the organism in Eukaryota, Metazoa, Chordata, Mammalia, Carnivora, Phocidae.